This is a messenger RNA of Sardina pilchardus (European sardine), 3309 nucleotides long. It is a transcript of the gene tnfrsf1a, whose product is annotated as tumor necrosis factor receptor superfamily, member 1a. Gene Ontology annotation, cellular component: signaling receptor complex; membrane raft. Gene Ontology annotation, biological process: inflammatory response; signal transduction. The record is from RefSeq and is a predicted model, not a curated record. Bases 178 to 1455 code for a protein of 425 amino acids. Gene Ontology annotation, molecular function: tumor necrosis factor receptor activity; tumor necrosis factor binding. NCBI's taxonomy places the organism in Eukaryota, Metazoa, Chordata, Actinopteri, Clupeiformes, Clupeidae. The transcript has 10 exons.
CGCUGGCUGCUUAGAGGAAUUGAGUUGGGAGCUCGUGCCGUCGUGUGGCGUGUUUUUAAGGAGUAGGCUAUGUAUGACAUUUAAGAAGAAUUUAUAGGCUAAUAACAACAACCGCUACAAUUAUCGAUCUGUGCUACAGUUUGUAAAGAUGGAUGAACCGACAGAAUAAAAAAAAGGAUGGGCAGAGGUCGCCAGUUGUCAACAUGGACGAACAACGUUGGACUCAGUUUUCUGAUUUUUGAGCUCCUGGUCCUGCAGUCCCAUGCUGUAUGGGGGGUGGAUACCGCUGCAGGGCCUUGGCCAAGCCCGUCCCCAGCCAAGUCCACCACCAGCAGCCGCCAUGACAAAUGUCAGCUAGAUCAUCAGUAUCCACACUCCAGCAAUAAGUUCUGCUGUAACAAGUGUAUUCCAGGUUUCGUACAGCACAAGGAGUGUUCUGGUGAAGGCAGAACUACCGAAUGCAAACCGUGUAGAAAUGGCACAUACAUGGAUGUAGCUAACUACUAUGCCAAUUGUUUCAGAUGCCGCAAAUGUAAAGUAACUGAAGUGGAGAUCACCAAAUGUAACUACAAGACCAACACAGUUUGUCAAUGCAAGCCAGGCUACUACAAGAAGAAUAUUAUUCCCGAACUGGACCAUGAAUGCCGGAGGUGCAAGAAAUGUGGGGAUGGAGAGAUAGAAACAAGCCCAUGUACACCAGAGCAAGACAGAAAAUGUGAAUGUAAAUAUCUCCAUUAUCGUGAGAAAAUUGAUGACACAUUCUGCAAAUUGUGUUCCGAUAGUGAGGAUGAUUGCCCUGGUGUUCUGGUAAAACCGAGUACAGAUCCUGGUCCUGGCAAUCCAGAGUUGCCUAUGCUGGUGACAGUUCCAUUGACCAUCAUAGCAACUGUUCUGCUAACAGCUCUAGUUAUGUUGAGCUACAAGGCCAUCAAACGCAGAGUGAAGCAGGAGAAACGAUCUCCAGCUACAUCAGAACCUCCUGACUCCCCUUCUGUGUCACUCACUUCCUCUGAGCCUCUCCUCACAGUAACCAGCUCAGUGGCCACCAUUAAGAAUGACCACAAUGAGGGUAUUCCCUUCCCAUGUCAAGCGUCCAGUGAAACACAGAAUGCAUUACCUGACUGUGUACCACGAGAGAUUAAAACCGGCAAAUUCAUCUACUCAGUUCUGGACUUGGUGCCUGUGUCGCGGGUCACGGAGCUGGUCCGCCUGCUUGGCGUGAAAGACCAGGACAUCGAGAGGGCGAGGCGGGACAACCCUUUGUCCUGCCACGAGGCCCAGUACCACAUGCUGAAGCGCUGGGCCGACAGCGGGACGCGAGGUCACACCGCCACACUUGCCUGGCCACUACUGCUGCAGCUGCUGGCUACGCUGAGAGACAUGGGACUUGGAGGCUGUGCCGAGAGCCUGGAGAUUGAAUAUGGCCUAAACCAAGCAUGUUUGAAUAUGGCCUAAACCAAGCACACACACACACACACACACACACACACACACACACACACACACACAGACAAAAUAGUAGCACACACACUCAAGUGUCAUGGGCAUUCAAACUAGAUUUUUUACACACUGUGACACAUGGGACUCAGAGACUGCGGACGAAAUCCGAAGAUCAAAUAUAACCUAGAAUAAGCAUGAACGAACACACACACACACUCUCACACAUGCACGCACGCACGCACACACACACACGCACACACACACACACACACACACACACACACACACACACAAAAUACAGGUAUACACAGCAUUGUGACGGAGCACAUUCAAACUUAACUUUUCACACACUGAGAGACAGGGUUACUCAGAGGGUGUGGACAAAGACUGUGAUACCAAUUAGAGGAACACCAAGCCUCAAUGGACCCACAAGCUGUAUUGCAUGGAAUGCUGAUUUAUAGGGCCAAGCAGGAGUGUUGCUGGGGGGUGUUAGGACAAUUCUAAGGGGCCAGCACUUAGAGGGAAUUAUUGUCAUAGAGUCCACCUUUUCUAGCAGCGCCCCUGGGACCAAGUCUUUUCAGGGAACAUGUAGUAGACUUCACUGAAUGGCAUGUAGAGAGGGCAUGCCAUUUUAAUGUGUAUGUGUGUGUGUGUGUGUGUGCUAAGAUGAUUAUUGGUCUAUUUGUCCUAGUUGUCGGACAAUAAUACAACACAGACAAUAAUGGAUAGGCACUGUUCCCAGAUCAGUUCCAUCCACACAACGCAGCAAUACUUUGAGUAGAUGGUCCUUGUAAAUCUUCAUUUAUAAGAACUCUGGCAUUAAUAGAUACUUAAGCCUGGUGUUUAAGUGCAAUGUGAAAUGCUAUUUGUAUGAUGCUAUCUCUUUUUUAUCAUGAUAGAUUCACAUGAAAAAAGAGGCAUAUCCAAUCUAAAUCAUCAUUCUUUACUUACAGAAACAGUCAGUGCUUUGUAGUGGUGAUAAUUGUCUGAAGGCAGUUCCAAAUACACCCCUUAAAUAUUUCACCUGUCCUGUACUAGUGAAUGAAUAAGCACAACAACACUAAUGUCUGUGUUCUGAUUUCUGUCACAUGCACUGCAUUUAAUAUGAUUCUUUUUAUAUAGUGUAUCUUGUGGCCUUAAGUAUAAAAAUCAGUUGGCAUACAAAUAAGAAUGAAUGUAACAUGCCAUUUUUUAUCAGUAAAGGGACAGGAUGAUCAAUCAACCAGCUUGUUAAACAACUUUUUCUGCACUUUUGACUUACAGAGCGGAAGGGGAGGUGCUAGGUUCAUUUGCCAAAUGUUUGUUAUUCAUGUGGCGGAGAAAAAAUAUUAAGCAUUAUCACAUCUGUCAUCUGUUUCUGUUACUGAUGAGGAGUCUGGUUAAGCACAGACACUGCUGUUAUUUUGUUAUGGAAUGCUUGUAAAUAUAUUAAAAUGGUGCAGAUGCUGUGAGAGUAUGAGUACAAAUCCCAAACAGACCGAAUAGAGCUAUUAAGCUGAAUUGAGGCAGGACGGAAUUUGGGAUAUACGCAAUAUAUGUUUAUGAAUUUUUCAGCCAGAAGUCAGACUGAACUAUUGUGGAGAUGGCUUGGUUUAAAAAUGUAAUGAAAUGUGCUGGUUGAAAUUAUAUAUAUAUUUUUACAAAUCUUGUGAUCUGUUAUGAAGCAGGAUAGAAUUUGUGACCAUUAUGAUUUGUCAUAAUAUGAAAUGCCCCUCAGAUCAGUAAAUAAAAUAUGCAAAUACAAAUAUACACACUUGUACAGAUUAGAGGUUUUAUAGCACUAUACUGUUUUACCAUAUUGAAAUUCUUACAUGCUCCUAUUUAUUCAAAUGUCCACUUCACAGAAUUAAACUACAUUGUUUAAAUUGU